Molecule: messenger RNA, 618 nt
Organism: Bipolaris victoriae FI3
Lineage: Eukaryota; Fungi; Ascomycota; Dothideomycetes; Pleosporales; Pleosporaceae
Exons: 2
Coding region: 1-618 (205 amino acids)
Source: RefSeq, a predicted model, not a curated record
AUGAGGUCUACCUUUUUGAUUCUCAUGGCCGCUGGUGCCCUCGCCGCACCUCUGAUUGUUGAGCGCCAAAGUGCUCCUCCACCACCUGAUGGUAGCAUUCCUCCACCACCACCAGACGCUGGUGCUCCUCCUCCACCACCACCCACUGGCGUUCCCAUUCCACCUCCACCUCCACCGGGUGGUGAAGUUCCCCCUCCUCCACCACCUCCAGGUGGUGGCCGAGGUGGCCGAGGUGGUGGUCGCGGAGGUCGUGGAGGUCGAGGAGGAAGAGGAGGCGCCCGAGGAGGAGGAGCAGUCGGUGGUGGUCCUCCACCACCACCAGUACCUGCUCCAGGUGCUCCUCUAUCGCCAGCACCAGCUCCAGGUGCUCCUCCACCAGCACCAGCUCCAGGUGCUCCUCCACCAGCACCAGCACCAGGUGCUCCUUCACCAGCACCAGCUCCAGGUGCUCCUUCACCAGCACCAGCUCCAGGUGCUCCUUCACCAGCACCAGCUCCAGGUGCUCCUUCACCAGCACCAGCUCCAGGUGCUCCUCCACCAGCACCAGUUCCGGGAGCUCCUCUACCACCGGCACCGGUUGAAGGUGAUCCCCUUCCACCUCCUCCCGCUCGCAACUAG